CCGAUGGGUCGGUAAAAACAGCAAGGGAAGUUCCAGCCCAUGUUUGGAAAUGUUUACUCUGUGGCGCUGUCUGUCAAGCUGAAACCUCUACGUUGUGCUCUUGGGACUAGCUAGUGCACCGUUAGGUGUCCAUUGGAAUUUAAUCUCGAGGGAGAUCAUUAUACUAACUAUGGCACAAGCGAAAAUCCACCAGGCUAAAAUGAUUGAAGCCGCUAAUGGCAAAUUCAGCAGAUCAAUGUCUAUGGCAGAUCGCUCCGGACGACUUCUUGAAAGUUUGGACCAGCUGGAAAUAAGGGUGGAGACUUUACGCGAGGCCGCGACUUCAAUGGAACAGGAGAGAGAGUGCUUACUUGAUAUGAUCCAGUCCAUAAAGAAUAGUGAAGAAAUGCGCAGUAUUUGUGACGGAGAGAGAGAGGAACUAUCUUUAACUGCUAACCGUCUUCUGGGUAGGACGCUGACAGUUGAAAUAUCAGUGGAAAUCAUUAGAAACUCCACACAGGAGGAUGCGCUACGCAAGGCUACCUCUUUGAUUGAUGAGCUUGCUGCAAAGUUGCUUGACGACAUGGAUGGGGCCAGAAAGGGCCUGAUGGCACUGCACGCUGCCUGUGUGACCGAGGCACCACCGGUUCCUAUCGAUACAAAAUUCCAGACGAUCGUCAUCACCUGCGCCCUGGAAGAUCAGAAAAAAAUCAAGAGGAGGCUGGAAACUCUGAUAAGGAACGUGGAUAAUGCUGAGAAGAAUAUCAAGAUAAUGGAUCAUCAGAAAGUGGAUGACUUAAACAGUGCCAAUGGCAAAUGAAGUUACUCAUACUGAUUCAACCCCCCUAAUAGCCCUAAUUAAUAGACAGUCAUAAUACAUUGGGAAACCAAACUCCUCAUUACCAUGCUAUUAUUUCCCAUAAUUAGUGAAAGAUAGCAUCCUUCCUGUCAUGGCAUAAGGCGUCCAUACUAAAGUACAGGUCUACCUAGACUGGAUAAAUGACAGGUCUACCUAGACUGGAUAAAUGACAGGUCUACCUACACUGGAUAAAUAUAGUUUGUUCUAUAUAACUUGAACCUUUAAAGUGCUUUGCCUUGAACAUUUGAAAAGUCCUUAUGACUACCACUGUAUUCUACUACCACUAAUGUCACAUUCAAACCCUGUCACCAUAAAUAUUGCAUAUAAAAACGUUUUACACAUCUUAACAUUA
Molecule: messenger RNA, 1190 nt
Organism: Oncorhynchus gorbuscha (pink salmon)
Lineage: Eukaryota; Metazoa; Chordata; Actinopteri; Salmoniformes; Salmonidae
Gene: bag2
Product: BCL2 associated athanogene 2
Exons: 3
Coding region: 170-799 (209 amino acids)
Biological process (GO): protein stabilization
Molecular function (GO): adenyl-nucleotide exchange factor activity; protein-folding chaperone binding
Source: RefSeq, a predicted model, not a curated record